This is a messenger RNA of Stereum hirsutum FP-91666 SS1, 1039 nucleotides long. RefSeq lists its product as uncharacterized. The record is from RefSeq and is a predicted model, not a curated record. The coding region runs from base 425 to 883 and encodes 152 amino acids. NCBI's taxonomy places the organism in Eukaryota, Fungi, Basidiomycota, Agaricomycetes, Russulales, Stereaceae. The transcript has 2 exons.
AUGAGAUGUUCGUUGAAGAAGGCAUGACUACGAAGUAGAUGUUCAGGCGCCGGAGAAGAUUGUAGAGUUUGUAGGUAGAAAAGCUGGAGACGCCACGGGUUAUAAAGGGCGACUUAUAUACCUCGACAUAGGGGAAAUCUGACGUCAUCAUGCAUAGCCGCCUCUCAUCGCUUUCCACUGGCGCAGUUAGGCAACCUCUCUCCGUUCGCUGCCUUUCCCACCGCUCCAACGCAGCACAAUCCUGGGCAUUCCAAGUCCUAAAACACAACCUCCCAAGGCGAGCUUGGUGCGUGAAAGUCUGAGGAGCAUCAAAGUAUGACGAACGGUAGGUGGGCCACAGGAUUUCCAAUGCGGCGACAGGGCUUCUGGCGAUUGCGACUUGUCGCGUCUAUCUGAGUAUCUCUCUAUCUUCCUUACAACCAUCAUGGCACCAAGCUCAUUCUCCCUGCGCAUUCAGCACGGUAUUACCGGAGGCUUCGCCCCUCCCAGGCCCUCUGCGGUUCACGAUCUCGCUCUCGAUCCAUCCUCGGAUCCAACCUCCAUCUUCCUCUCAUCCGCAAUACGCGAUGAUGGAACUCCGUCUCUUCAAUCCCACCCUCCGAAGCAUGUCAAGGUGUCUGCAGACACCGAUGCUCUGAUCGAUGAACUCCAAACCAUCCUUCGUCGUCUCCCUACCGAGAACCCACCUAGCGCAGACAUCUAUCGCCGUGACAUCGGAAUAUUCUGGCAGGGUGAUGGGUUUGAGUGGGUCAAUGCCGCCCCGCAGGGUUGUGGCGGGUUCGAUAGCAGCGUGAAUGUCACGGAUGAUGAUAGGAAGGCAUUCGGCAGGGCUGUAGACAUCGUCGAAGAACUGGUCAAGAAGGGUGUGGCGAAGGAAGCUUAGGAAGGCAGAGGUUUGAGUAAUCACUCAUCGAAGCUGAAGCAAGAAUUGAAGUCAAGAACUGGAUGGAAAUUGGACACCUACCAUGUAUUACUCGUUGCCCCUAUCUCGCCUUCUGUAGCAAGAACGCUUGCGCCAUUUAUCGCUGUUCUGGGUCGG